AUGCCUCUGCUGCAGGUCUUCAGGCUUCCCGCCUUCCAGCUGGGCUCCGUGCCCAGGACGGCUGUCAGCGCCCGCUCUGAGCCAGCGCCUGGCAAACGCAGCCAUGAGCUCAUGGGGGAUGUGGCUCCUCCACCCGCCAUGGUGGCCUCCUCCACCUUGGGCCAGGAGGAGGUGGAGCUCAGGGAGCCGUCCUGCGCGCACCCGGCUCGGACCGAGGGGUCCCGCGGGCAUCGGGGCCCCGGGGGUUCGGCGCGCCUGGCGGGCCGGGACCGCUGCGCCCCGAGGGCGCGGGCAGCGGAUAAAGGCCGCGCCGCGCCCGGGCCGCCCGCCACCACCAUGUCGCUGUCCCUGCACCUGGGCACCCCCGGCUUCAGCUCGCGCUCCGCCGCCUACUCGGGCCGCGGCGUCCAGGGGCGCGCGGGCGGGGCGCGCCCCGGCCACUUCGGCAGCCGCAGCCUCCUGGGGCUGGGCGCGUCGCGGCCCAGCGCGGGGGUCCCCGGGGGCGCGGGCAUCCGCGCCGUCACCGUCAACCAGAGCCUGCUGGUCCCGCUGCAGGUGGACAUCGACCCGGCCGCCCAGCGCGCGCGCCAGGACGAGCACGAGCAGAUCAAGACCCUCAACGACAGGUUCGCGUCCUUCAUCGACAAGGUGCGGUUUCUGGAGCAGCAGAACAAGCUGCUGGAGACGAAGUGGGCACUGCUGCAGGAGCAGAAGGGCACCCAGAGCAGUAACCUGCCCGGCCUCUUUGAGGCGCACAUCGCCAGCCUGCGGAGGCAGCUGGAGGGGCUGCAUGCCGAGGGGGGCCACCUGGAGGUGGAGCUGCACACGGUGCAGGGCGUGGUGGAGGACUUCAAGAACAAGUACGAAGAUGAAGUCAACCACCGCGCAGCUGCUGAGAAUGAGUUUGUGGUGCUGAAGAAGGAUGUGGACACUGCCUACAUCAACAAGAUGGAGUUGGAGGCUAAGGUGGAAGCCCUGAACGAUGAGAUCAACUUCUUGAAGACUCUCUAUGAGACGGAGUUGGCCGAGAUGCAGUCCCAGAUCUCGGAAACGUCUGUGGUCCUGUCCAUGGACAACAACCGCUCCCUGGACCUGGACGGCAUCAUCGCCGAGGUCAAGGCCCACUAUGAGGACAUCGCCAACCGCAGCCGGGCUGAGGUUGAGACCAUGUACCAGACAAAGCUGGAGACCCUCCAGGCGCAGGCUGGCAAGCACGGGGAAGACCUGCGCAACACCCGGAAUGAGAUUGCCGAGAUGAACCGCGCCAUCCAGAGGCUGCAGUCUGAGAUCGACAACGUCAAGAACCAGCGUGCCAAGCUGGAGGCCACCAUUGCCGAGGCAGAGGAGCGCGGGGAUCUGGCCCUUAAGGACGCCAGGAACAAGCAGGCCGAGCUGGAGGCCGCCCUGCAGAGGGCCAAGCAGGACCUGGCGCGGCAGCUGCGAGAGUACCAGGAGCUGAUGAACGUCAAGCUGGGCCUGGACAUCGAGAUCGCCACCUACCGCAAGCUGCUGGAGGGCGAGGAGAGCCGGUUGGAAGGAGAUGGAGCAGGUGCCAUGAAUAUCUCCGUCGUGAAUUCCACCGGUGGCAGCAGGCUGACCUUUGGGGGCACCAUGGGCAGCAAUGCCCUGAACUUCUCCAGCAGCGGAGGUUCGGGGCCCUUCAAGUUGCCUUCCUUCAGGACUUCCUCUGCCUCUCGACGGAGUGCCCUCAACUGAACCCCAGCAGGGAGACCCACCCCUCCACACACAGUCACCCGCAACUCCCUUU
Sorex fumeus (smoky shrew) is the source of this 1768-nucleotide messenger RNA. RefSeq names its product keratin 7 (gene KRT7). Gene Ontology annotation, biological process: intermediate filament organization; keratinization. Gene Ontology annotation, molecular function: structural constituent of skin epidermis. Gene Ontology annotation, cellular component: keratin filament. The record is from RefSeq and is a predicted model, not a curated record. The coding region runs from base 1 to 1716 and encodes 571 amino acids. Lineage: Eukaryota; Metazoa; Chordata; Mammalia; Eulipotyphla; Soricidae. The transcript is spliced from 12 exons.